AUGCUAGACCCACAGAACUUCUACAUAUCGGAGGGGAUGCGCACCGAACUUGACGCGCUGUACCUACGGCAUACUAACGAACCGGCCCUGCUGCCUAACGUCAUCGAACGCCUCCCCGAAAUUGUCCUUCGCUACAUUCUUGCGUUAGAGCGUCGAGUCAAUGCGAGGGCAGAGUGCGAACGCGACUUCUUCGAUAACGUGUACAGGCAACUGAAGCAGGCCAUGAUCAAUAUCCCCAGGGCCCGCGAGGUGGUGAGCUUUGUCGCAGAAAGACUACUGGACGAACCUACUGUGACGCGGUGGACGAGUGAUGGAUUGAGCUACCUUGCGUACCUGUAG
Molecule: messenger RNA, 339 nt
Organism: Tricharina praecox
Lineage: Eukaryota; Fungi; Ascomycota; Pezizomycetes; Pezizales; Pyronemataceae
Exons: 3
Coding region: 1-339 (112 amino acids)
Source: RefSeq, a predicted model, not a curated record